Lasiodiplodia theobromae is the source of this 1059-nucleotide messenger RNA. RefSeq names its product putative mitochondrial enoyl reductase. Gene Ontology annotation, biological process: fatty acid metabolic process. Gene Ontology annotation, molecular function: trans-2-enoyl-CoA reductase (NADPH) activity. Bases 1 to 1059 code for a protein of 352 amino acids. NCBI's taxonomy places the organism in Eukaryota, Fungi, Ascomycota, Dothideomycetes, Botryosphaeriales, Botryosphaeriaceae. The transcript has a single exon. Gene Ontology annotation, cellular component: mitochondrion. The record is from RefSeq and is a predicted model, not a curated record.
AUGCCUCACGCCAUCACUAAGUCCCACAGCAGCGAGGCUGUUGCUUUCCACAAAUUCAACAUCCCAGACACUCUCAACCCGGGCCACGUCACAGUCAAAUUCCUCGCCGCGCCCAUCAACCCCCUCGACAUGCUCGUCCUGGCCGACCGCUACCCCGUCAAGCCCGCCCACCAUAUCAGCGGGAACGGGGUCCUGGGCUACGACGGCGUGGGCCAAGUGACGGCCGUCGCCGACGACGUAACCGGGCUCGCACCAGGCGACAUCGUGGUGCCAAGCCGGUUCGGGCUGGGGACGUGGCGCACGCACGCCGCGCUACCCGCAUCCGCCCUCCAGAAACUAUCAGAAGCACCCAAGGACAUGGCCUGCGCCGCCAUCCUCCGCAUCACCGUCGCGCCGGCCUACUGCCUCGUCGAGGACAUGGCGCCGCUGCGCCCGGGCGACUGGAUCGUCGUCAACGCCGGCACGUCGGCCGUCGCGCAGAUGGUCACGCAGUUCGCUGCCAUGCGCGGCGUGCGCGUCGCGCAGAUCGUGCGGGACCGGCCCGCCGCCGAGCUCGCCGCCGUCAAGAACGCGCUGCUGGGGCUGGGCGCGGGGCUAGUUUUAACCGAGUCAGAGCUGGAAACCGGGGACGGUCUCGCCCAGCUUCAGGCGCUGUCAGUGGCGCUCGCCCUCGAUUCCGUUUUCGGCAAGGCUGGACGGGCGCUGGUCAAGGCGCUGGCACCCGGCGGGACCUACGUGCAGCUGGGCUUCCUGGCUGGGCCCAAUGCCCAGCUCGCCCUGGAUGCGGCUGAUCUGUUCGCGCGGAACCUUACCAUGAAGGCGUUCCGCGGUACCGCUCAGCUGGGAUUGCGGUCGCCGGCGCAGCAGCGGGAGCUGUGCGAUUGGUUUGUUAGAUUGUUUAACCGGGGGGAUUUGAAGCUGCCGCCGCUGGGGCUGGAGCGCGUCGACUGGCAUGUAGCUGACGCUGGUGCUGCUGAGCGCAGUGCCAAGGCCGCUGUCGAGACUGCUCGUGCUGGGGCGUUGGGGCAGCGGAAGCAGGUUUUGGUUUUCAAGCAUUGA